UAAAAAAAUAAAGAGACCCACACAGAGAGAAACCCAGAAGGAUCUGGAAGAAACAAAGAAGAAGAAGAGCGAUCCUUUCUUUUCUUUAUUAACUUUUUAUUUUUAUUUUCUGAUUUUCUCUCACAAAGACAAUUCUCAUCCUUUCGUAUAUAAACAAAAAACCCAUUCUCUCCUCCCCCUUUUUUUUUUGUUUUUUUUUUUAAUAAUCUUCAUCUUUUCUUGUUCAAAUUACAAAACUCAAAAAAUUCGUCAUCCUCAUCGCUACAUUUUCAGCUGUCGAACAACAAAACUCCAAAAGGAAUUGGCCAUGGAAGAACCAGUUGCUACGAGGUAUUGGUGUCACAUGUGUUCUCAAACCGUGGAUCCAGUUAUGGAAGCUGAGAUCAAAUGCCCCUUUUGUCAUAGUGGGUUUGUUGAAGAGAUGGCAGACGACGAUGUUCACGACGAUGUUCAUGAUUCCUCAGAUACCGCUGAUGCCAGAGCUAACAACUCUCUCUGGGCUCCUAUCUUGAUGGAACUCAUGACUGAUCCUGUGCGCCGCAGAAGGAACCAGAGUGUUGAGUCUGUCGAAGACAAUCAAAACGAGACUGGAGAGAACAACAACAACACCGAUUUGGAUUCGCAGCUUCAAGAGAUUCUUAGGAGAAGGAGAAGACACUCCGCUGCUGUUUUGCAGUUGCUUCAGGGGAUACGAGCAGGCUUGUCACUCGAAUCUGAGUCUACUGGUAAUGGAGAUAAUAAUAAUAAUACUCUUGAUAACAACAAUCCAGAACGAGUGAUCUUGAUCAAUCCUUUCAAUCAGACGAUCACGGUUCAAACCUCUGCCGAUAGGGAUUCUGUACCUGCUGGUUCUUUAGGCGACUAUUUCAUCGGUCCUGGAUUCGAGAUGUUGGUUCAGCGUCUUGCUGAGAAUGAUCCCAACAGAUAUGGAACACCUCCUGCUAAAAAAGAAGCUGUUGAGGCUUUGUCUACUGUGAAAAUGGAAGAGACGCUGCAAUGUUCGGUUUGUUUAGAUGAUUUUGAGAUUGGUACUGAGGCGAAGCUGAUGCCGUGUAAGCACAAGUUUCAUGCUGACUGCUUGCUCCCAUGGCUUGAGCUUCACAGUUCAUGCCCUGUUUGUAGAUUUCAGUUACCCGCAGAUGAACCAAAGACUGAUUCAGCAACAACAACAACAAGUGAUAACAAUGGAGGCAGUAGUGCUUCUGCUACAAGCAGCAGCCAUGGAGCUGGGAACAGCGAUGGAAACCGCCGAGAAGAAGAAGAGGAGGAGGAUGGGAGCGAGGAUAAUGACGAUAGCGGAUUCUCUAUCCCGUGGCCGUUUAGCACCUUGUUCUCCUCGUCCCAAGAUAGCAAUGCAUCAACUGACUCGCGUUAAAGUAUGUCCCCUGAAGCAACCAUAAGCUUUUUUUGGUGUGAUCAUGAAACUUCGGUUCAACCUAAAUCUGAUCUUUUGUCUGUACAUAAGUUUCUCAGAUUUGGUUGAAAGCUACAUCUUUGGAAAACAUAAAUCUUUCAUUUUGUGUUCUUUUUGGUUGUUUUGAACAAAUAUUUGUCGGAUUCUGUAAGCCGUUGAUGUGUUUUUUGUUGUCAACUAAGGCACAUCUUGAACUUAGUUUGUUAUCGGUAACGGUAA
Messenger RNA from Camelina sativa (false flax), 1633 nucleotides. Its product is annotated as E3 ubiquitin-protein ligase SIRP1. Gene Ontology annotation, cellular component: cytoplasm. Gene Ontology annotation, molecular function: ubiquitin protein ligase activity. Gene Ontology annotation, biological process: protein ubiquitination. The record is from RefSeq and is a predicted model, not a curated record. Lineage: Eukaryota; Viridiplantae; Streptophyta; Magnoliopsida; Brassicales; Brassicaceae.